Molecule: messenger RNA, 2652 nt
Organism: Ostrea edulis (European flat oyster)
Lineage: Eukaryota; Metazoa; Mollusca; Bivalvia; Ostreida; Ostreidae
Exons: 3
Coding region: 19-2103 (694 amino acids)
Molecular function (GO): zinc ion binding
Source: RefSeq, a predicted model, not a curated record
AUUCCAGAUAAUGCAACCAUGCCUGGAGAAAAAACUGAGUACUUUAACUGUGUGCUGUGUUCAAAAAGGACUAAACCAAAGGAGAGAAGGCGCGUUGACAAAAACAUUAGGAAAUACUUAAGGAAAAGAUUUCUAUUGGAGAGUAAAGGAAAUUCAGUCAUCUGCGGUAAAUGUAGAAAUAUCUACUACAGAGAUGUGUCAAACCAUACAUCGUCUGCAACACCUACAUGUUGUUCAACUAUCCAGAAGGAAUCGCUAGCGCCUUCGUCCACUACUGACAACAGGAAACAUCUAUCAAGUCCUCCAUCAGUGACAUUGGAUCUGAAAUCUACAGCAAAGACCCAUGCAUAUUGUAUUCUUUGCAAAAAACCAGGACCUAAAUUAGUAGUGGUGUCUCCAGAAUGUCGCACAGCUGUCUUCGUGGAGCACAACAUACUUAUUCCAUCUGGAAAUAGAUGCUGUCCAGUCCAUCUGAAAGAUGGUCGUUUCACAAAUGAUGCCAUUCAUCAGUUACCAACUACAGAACAGGCAUUUAUCAACAGAACUACCAUUUUAAGUCUGCUGCAACAGAUGCGUUUUUUAUGCCAUCGAAAUGAAAAAUCCCACCUGGACUUUGAUGAUUUACAGACACUGACAGAUGCUGACUAUAUGGCUCUACUAGGUCUCAAUAAGGAUAAUUUUCAAACUGUAUGUGAUUCUUUGAAACAUCAAGUGAAACAAACUCCAUCCAGAAGUCUUAGAAAAUCCGUAGCCAUAUUCCUGUGCAAAUUAAAGACUGGACUAUCUAAUCAGAUUUUAUCCAUAUUAUUUCGUACUUCAAAGUCCAGCUUAAGAAGAGCAGCUGCUUCUGUAAGAAAAGCAAUGUUGACCAGUUUUGUUCCACAGAGUCUUGGGUUUGCGCACAUAACAAGAGAGGAAGUCAUUAAUGGUCACACUCGUCAGCUAGCUCAAACUCUGUUCGGGAACAUAGAGAAAAACCAGGCUAUAUUGGUGCUCGAUGGCACAUAUAUCUACACAGCCAAGAGCAACAAUUUUCAUUACCAAAGGCGCUCUUACAGCAUGCAUAAGGGAAGACCACUAGUCAAACCAAUGGUGAUUGUGACAACCACUGGAUACUUUGUAUCUAUAUUGGGCCCAUACCUAGCUGACAGUAAAAAUAAUGAUGCUUCAAUUCUCCAUCACAUCAUUAAAACAAAUGCAGAGAAUAUCCGGAGCUGGGUCAGUGAAGACGAUAUUUUCAUCGUGGACCGAGGGUUCAGGGACGCUUUGCCUCUGCUUGCAGAUCUUGGAAUCCAGGCAGAAAUGCCCUGUUUUUUGGAAAAGGGGCAACGACAGAUGAGCACUGGCGAUGCCAAUAUCAGCAGACUUGUUACAAAGGUCCGAUGGGUGGUGGAAUCUUCAAAUGCGAGAAUCAAGCGUUGGAGAUACCUGGAUAAGACUCUACCAACAAAUCAGAUCCCAUUUAUCGGAGAUUACGUGAAAAUUGUAUGUGCGCUGUCUAACAGAUUUUCACCGCCCCUGAACAAAAGCACCAAGGAAGAUGAGGCCGAGGCAGUAAAAAUGCUAUAUUUGUCUAAACAGGUUAAUAAUCUCAAGCAAACGGUUGAAGAAAAUUGUCUGAACCGAAGAUCUAUUCAGUGGCAGGCGGUUCAUGAGUGUGAUAUUCAGAACUUCCCUACGCUUGAUGAGGAACAGUUGCGGAAUUUGACGUGUGGGACCUAUCAGCUAAAGCUUUCUCGCAGUUACAUUCAAGAACAUAUUGAGGGGGAAUGCGAUAUAUUUUUUCAUAAGGAUAAUGAAAGACUGCUAAAAGUGAAAAUUCAGAGUCGUCACACAUCAUCAAAACAAUACUUCGUCUGGAUUGAAUAUUCGGAAUGUACUGUCAACGCAUGGUACUGUACAUGUAGAGCUGGUGCAAGAGUUGUAGGCAUGUGUUCACAUAUAGCGGCCAUUAUUUGGUACCUAGCAAAAGGAAGGCAUGAGGGAAAGAAAUACGGUGUUCGUGAUUGGGGCGAGCAUGUCCUGGAUGCAGCAGAUAUCCCUCCUACCAUUGAUGACUCCGACAGUGAUGUCAGUAGCUGCGAAAGUGUUCCGGAAGAAUAAACAGUUAUGUUUGUGUAGUUACUGUUGAAUACAACCCUAAAUAUUUUAUGUUUUAAAUCUUGUUUAUUUCUUUUUAAUAAUUAUUUCUGUAUCCAAUGACAAAAUUAGUCAAUAUUUCUUCUCAGGUAAAGAAACAACAUUUCGGCAAGCAUUCUUACAUUUCAAUAAAAAUCGGACCCAUUGUUAUUGAAAUCCGACUGUAUCAUCAUUGUCUUUUACUAUCUUGUUGUACAGUACCUUAAUUUUUAUGGUUUCAAUUCUUUGUAUACGUGUGUACAUGAUAUUAAGAUUUGUUGUAAUAUAUCCUUCUUUAAACUAUAGAUAUACAUACAUCAGUAAUAUGAUUAUGUCAAUAUUCAAUGUUUAAUUAUCCAAGUUGUGAAUUCAUUUCUCGGAGAAAUAUUUCAAUUUUUAAAAAACGCUAUCAAUAGGCAUAAGACUUGUGAGUUUCACAAUGCUUUAGACAUUUUUCUACGAUGUUCCAUUUUAUUAUAAUAAUUUUGUAUUGUACAUGUAUAUAGGAAGAGGAUAUUCAAUGAAGAAUUUAUA